Linnemannia hyalina is the source of this 2055-nucleotide messenger RNA. The record is from the annotation of a GenBank genome assembly. NCBI's taxonomy places the organism in Eukaryota, Fungi, Mortierellomycota, Mortierellomycetes, Mortierellales, Mortierellaceae.
AUGGAUCAAGUCGCAGGUCGUCGCCAUCGUCCAGAGAUUCAGAAGGAUCCUUUCGGCCACGGAGAGCCGACGGAAGCGUAUUCGGAGGAUUGGAGUUUCAAGGACCAUGGGAGACCGCAGAAUGCGAUCGAGCGGUUCAAGUUCCCAAGCGGGAUGCAACAAUAUCUGGAGGCAAUGGGCACACCUCAAGAGACGGCUGUCGAUUUGAUCAAGACGUUUUCUCGACGCGCGCUUCAAGGAAAAGUACCAGAGGUCAACAAGAAGGCGAUCGGAACUCUGGCAGAUCAGUCGUUGGAGGUCGGCAUGACAUUUCAGGCGAUGGGCGUCACCCGGGAAGAGGCUAUUGCCAGCAAAUUGGACAAGAUCAUUUGGGACGCUUUCUUUACACACUGCGAAAAUAUGUUCCCAUCCGAUACCCUAUUCCGACUGACAAGGCUCAGGGAGAUCUCUGAUUUGCGGUAUCCAGCAGAGUGGAACCCUGCCGCGCGUCUGAUGAAGAGAAAGAUCAUUAUGCACGUGGGGCCAACCAACUCUGGAAAGACAUACAGUGCGCUACAGAGACUUCAGGCGGCAGAAUCAGGAGCAUAUCUUUCGCCCUUGCGACUUUUGGCUCAUGAGGUCUUUGAGAGGAUGAACGAUGCAGGAACACCAUGCAACCUUAUCACAGGAGAAGAGAGGCGAUAUGCUGUCACAGACUCUGAAGGCAACCCUGAUCCCAGGGCCGCCAAAUGUGUCUCAUGUACGGUAGAGAUGGUGGAUCUGAACCGCAAGAUCGAGGUCGCUGUUGUGGACGAGAUUCAAAUGCUUGCUGAUCCGGAUCGUGGCUGGGCAUGGACACACGCGCUACUCAGUCUGCCAGCAAAGGAGAUUCACCUCUGUGGUGAACCUACUGUGGUUGACCUUGUCAAGAACAUUUGCGCGCUGACGAACGAGGAGGUCGAGGUGCAUCGAUACGAUCGGUUGAGCAAGAUGGAGGUCAUGGAUGAAAGCCUGUACGGACAAUUAGACAAAAUCCAGAAGGGCGACUGUGUUGUGACCUUUUCGCGCAAGAACAUCUUUUUGUUGAAGAGGCACAUUGAGGCUUCUACGGGUCUCCGAUGUGCAGUUGCCUAUGGAAGUUUGCCUCCAGAGAGUAGAUCGACCCAGGCAAAGCUGUUCAACGACCCCAACAGCGGAUAUGAUGUUCUCGUGGCUAGUGAUGCCAUUGGCAUGGGUCUCAACCUGAACAUCCGCCGUAUUAUCUUUGAGGCGACAGAGAAGUUUGAUGGCUCGGUCGUGCGGACAUUGAGUCUUACACAGCUGAAGCAGAUCGGUGGACGAGCAGGUCGAUUCGGGACAGAGUAUGCCGUUGGUUUGGUAACAACGCUCCUUCAACGCGAUAUCCCCACGCUCAAACGCGCAAUGGCAGCGCCCAUGAUCGACAUCACGCGUGCAGGUAUUCAACCUACGGCAGAUAUGCUCCAGCAGUUCUCGAUUCAGAUGCCUGGAGCGCCCUUUUCCUAUGUCCUCAAAACAUUUGAGAUGAUGUCGCGCAACUCUGGCCUGUUCUUCCUGGGACUCUUCCGUGGCAUGAUUGCUGCUGCUGAAAUUCUGGACAAGAUCGAGAUGCCUGUCCGCGAGCGGAUAACAUUCAUCUCUGCCCCAAUCCAGGUCCGUGACCCUACGGUGGUUGAAGCCGCGGUGAAGAUGGCCCGAUCUGUGAGCAGCGGCAAGCCAUUGGCGAUUGAUGAGGCUGUCGAGCUACCGCCUCUGUCGAUUCUUGAGACAAAGGCCAAAUUGGACUUGCGCAAGUUGGAGUCAUCCCACCGCAUCGUCAUGCUCUAUCUCUGGCUCAGUCAACGAUUUGGAGAUGUGUUCCAAGGAGGGCUCGAAUGCGAUGCAGCCAGGCGUAAGGUCCAGUGUGAGACUUUGAUCGAGAAGGCGUUGGAGCAGGCCAAUAACGAACGCCUGAAGAAAAAACAACAACGGGAGGAAGAUAAAGCAAAGAGCGACUCGAUCAAUGGCGAAACCAAUGCAGGGGAGAAGGUGUUUGAGGAGGAGGAAGAUCAGACCGAG